Stegostoma tigrinum is the source of this 2631-nucleotide messenger RNA. It is a transcript of the gene epm2a, whose product is annotated as EPM2A glucan phosphatase, laforin. Gene Ontology annotation, molecular function: protein tyrosine phosphatase activity; protein tyrosine/serine/threonine phosphatase activity; carbohydrate phosphatase activity. The record is from RefSeq and is a predicted model, not a curated record. Bases 123 to 1061 code for a protein of 312 amino acids. NCBI's taxonomy places the organism in Eukaryota, Metazoa, Chordata, Chondrichthyes, Orectolobiformes, Stegostomatidae. The transcript is spliced from 4 exons. Gene Ontology annotation, cellular component: cytoplasm; nucleus. Gene Ontology annotation, biological process: protein dephosphorylation.
CAGCCUCUAGCGAGCCCAGUGAGCGCCGGGGCAGACGCCGAAACUGGGAAGCUCACUGCUCCCUGAGCCAGAAUUAAGGUUCCCGGCUCCGCAUCGCCGUGGCCUGGGCUUGCCGCCCCGCAAUGUUGCUGAGGUUUGGGCUGGUGGUGACCGUGGAGGAGCAGGAUGUGCAGCUGUUCGUGUGCGGAUCCAGGCCGGAGCUGGGACACUGGGAUCCCGGGCGAGCGCUGCCCAUGGUAGCGGAGAGCAGUGCAAUCAAUGAACCGUCCUUUUGGACCGCAGAGGUCCUGCUGCAGGAACCCAGCAGAGAAACCUUCUGGUUCAAGUUCGCCAAAAAGAUCGGCGGAAACUUCAUCUGGGAAGGAAAUGGACCUUUACACGAUCGCUGCUGUGAAUACGAUGAUAGCAAUUUGGUGGACAGUGUUUACUGUUACCCUGUUGGGCAUUAUAUUGAGGAGAGUGGAUAUUCAAAUGAGAUGAAGCACACCACUGAUUUCUACUUUCACAUUGCUGAUCACCAGGCUAUGCAUUACUCCAGGAUUCUGCCCAAGAUUUGGCUUGGCAGCUGUCCGCGACAGGUGGAACAUGUGACCAUCAAACUCAAGCACGAGCUGGGAAUUACUGCGGUAAUGAACUUCCAGACAGAGUGGGAUGUGGACCACAAUUCAUGGGGAUGUAACCGCAAAGCAGAGCCAAUGAAACCAGAAUUUAUGAUGGAACUGUACAAAGAUGCAGGCUUAGCCUAUGUGUGGAUGCCAACUCCUGACAUGAGUACAGAAGGUAGGGUGAAGAUGCUGCCUCAAGCUGUAUACCUACUUCAUGGAUUGCUGGAAAAUGGCCAUACUGUCUAUGUCCAUUGUAAUGCAGGUGUGGGUAGAUCGACUGCUGCAGUAUGUGGGUACCUGAUGUAUGUAAUUAGAUGGAAUCUUAGAAAAGUUCAGUACUUUGUAACCUCCAAACGACCUGCAGUGUACAUAGAUGAAGAGGCUUUGAUUCGUGCCCAGAAUGAAUUUUAUCAAAAAUUUGGAAAUGUCCACUCUUCUGUGUGUCACAACUGUUAGACUGAAAUUACAGUUUGAAAAGACUAUAUUUAAGAAUAGGUGUGUUUUCUUUCUGAAAUGGAUACACAUUUUGAUGUUAUGAUAGCUCAAUCCUUGGAAUAUCCUUGCAACCACCAAGAAUUAUAACUCCAUUUUCUAUUGUCCAAGCAGAAGUAUUGAGUUCAUACUUUUAAUUCACCUAGCUGGAAAAAAAUACAAGUAUGCAGUUCUGAAAACAGUAACUAUUGGGAACUGGCUGUGUUUAUUCACCAAGGGUACUGGAUGGAAACUGGUUGAUUCUAUUGAGCUACCACCAAGAGUUUGUUUAAUUAUUUACAAUACUGCUUUCUAAUAACCUUAGUUCAGCAUGUUGUAUUUCCAAAUUUCAAUCUUGUUAAGUAACUAGUCAGUGAGAAGUAUGUGAAAUGUUGGACAGGAGAUUUACCUAAUGAUUUUUCUUCUCUUCCCAUGGAAAACAUCCAAGUUUCAGGCAGCAUGUCCUAGUGAAGUGAUCAAAUGUGAAGUGACAAAUAUUAAGACAUCAAGUAGCUGCUUACUUUGAGAAAAUAAUAAACAAAUAUCACAGAAAGAACCCAUACUAUGUUGCAGAGUGGAAUUUAAAUGGAUUUAUACUCAUAACCUCCAAAAUCAAAUAUAGAGUUUAUAGUACAUCUAGGUUAAUCAGCCUGAUAUUUAUUUUCCACAUACAUCUCCUCCUACCUUUCUUCGCACAUCUCAUUAACAUAUUCUUCUAAUCUGUUCUCCAUUUUUUGUCCAACUUUCCCUUAAAGACAUCUGUACUGUUCACGUCAAGUACUUCAUAUGACAAUAAGUUGCUGUAUCUGAAGUUCUACCUGAUUUCCCACCGGAUUUAUUCAUAAUGGUCAUACAUUUAUCGCUUUAUGCUCAUUUUCAAUUCCUUCCCAUGGCUUCAAACCACCUUAGCUUUGUAACUUCCUCCUUUGAAUUUCUUUAAGAAAACAUAAAGGUACAUUGCUAUCAUUUUUUCUCUCCUGCAUCCUAGUUACUGGUUAUAGAAUAAUAUUACCAAAGGACUAGCUGACAGUGUUAAUCCUCAUAGCCAAGGAAUGGUGAAUGUGAUGAAGUUUUUAAGAGUGACAAAGCGGGUCUCUCAUAACAUGCAAUAAUGCAACAAUGCUAAGCUAUAACUAUGCUAAUACUAACGACCUUUGUUGUACACUUGCAAUUUAUAAAAUGAUCAAAGCAUGAAAAUUUGACUCUAUGAAAGAAGGAGUAACAAUAAUGUAUUAAAGAUUGUGCCUGUGAGGGCAUGUUUAUACUGUCAUUUUAUAUUUAAGAUUGCAAUUACAACUUGUAAUCUGAGGAAACUUCAACAGUGUAGUAUAUGAGGAAAUGUAGAAUCUCUGGCAGGAAUAUCUAGAAUCCAAUGUUUAACUGCACAUGUACAGUCUAAAAGUUGCUGUCAGUAUGAAAGGAGUGAAAAUGGUAAACACUGACUAUUUCACCAUCAUUAUGAAUGCAAAAUCCAAGCCAUUUAAAAUUCAAUUGACUGUAUGCAAUACUGACUAGAGAAAUCUGUAAUAAACGUGUGUCUAUAUCAACAAAUUAU